Molecule: messenger RNA, 3604 nt
Organism: Physcomitrium patens
Lineage: Eukaryota; Viridiplantae; Streptophyta; Bryopsida; Funariales; Funariaceae
Source: RefSeq, a predicted model, not a curated record
AUUGCCAAAAAUGGAUUAAUACUUGAUUCCAUAGCAAACGUGAUCCUUCCUUGAGAGUUGCAGUGUUUGAACUUGAUGAUCAGCACUGGCAGCUUCCUCAUGCGAGAGCUGGGGGAGGGUGCGGAAGGUCAACACCCUGGGAUUGGCAGAUUUACACAAACACACCGUGCUAGAAAACUGCGAAACGGAAGCCCACGAGUGUGCAGAGUCAGUCUCUCUCUCUCUGUCUCUGUCCCUGUCUUUCUCUCUCUCCUUCUCCUUCUCGCGGGGUCCUUGGCCUAGAGUUAGCAUGAGUGUGAAGAAAGUGGGUUAGUGUCAGGAUCAGUCCUUGGGCUGUCAUUGAAACCCCAUGUACUUGGUAUAGAUACUAUGCCGUGGAGGGAGCAAGCUGGCACAGACUCUUGAGGUGGGGGGCAUCUAUGAGGGAGCUGUGCUUUGUACUGUUUUUUCUCUGUACUGUUCUCCUCCGCCGGGGAAGAGGAGGAGGGAAGAGGUUGCAUGCAUCCUUGAGUGAGUAAGUGCGUACCCUUGCAAUCCCAAAUCAUGAUCUCUCCCCCCACUCCUUCCAACCCCUAAUUCGCUCUGCUUGCUGUAGCAACUCUGCAACAGCAACCCAGCAGCAGCCAUGCCUUGCGUCGACGCUUGUAUUGGUGAGGAGGGGCGCUGACCCCUCGCAACCUCCGCGCGAACCGGCUACUGCCGGUGACCAGUUGCAUCCGCAAGUGUGAAUGAGACCACGUGCAGAACAGAGCCCACCAUCGAUGUUGUGAGUCAGCAUCCAGCUCCCUCUUAUGACAAGGAAAAUGGUCCACGUGGACAAUGGAGAGAGGGAGGGAUUCGUAGAAGCGUUGAGCUCCACUCUGUUUUGCUUGAGGAGGAAGGAGAAGGAGUCAGUUCAAAGGAGGAGGGAGCUCUUGAAUCCGAUCCCAGCCAGAAUGCGAGGGUGUAAAAUUAAGCCCGCGUUUAGAACUAAUCUGUAACAAACCAUUCAUCCAGCUCUCCAGAGGAGUCUGAUUAUUCUUAAGGAAGGUAAUUCGUCCAACACGGCGCAUCCUGCAGCUAUGGAGCCGGCAGGUUCGGUUCCUGGAUCACCGUCCAGGUUACUUUCGCCAUCUCCCACAUCAGAUGCCUUUCCGUUUCUGGGAGAAGCCGUGAUUCCAUUGGUUAACAAGCUCCAAGACAUAUUCUCUCAGCUGGGUAGUGCUUCCACUAUCGAUCUACCCCAAGUAGCAGUAGUUGGGAGUCAAAGCAGUGGAAAAUCCAGUGUAUUGGAGGCUCUAGUAGGACGUGAUUUUUUGCCAAGAGGUUCAGAUGUAUGCACUCGACGGCCUCUUGUCCUACAGCUGGUGCAGACCUCACGAAGGCCUGAGGAUCGGGCGGAAUUGGUAGAAUGGGGCGAAUUUCUACAUAUCCCUGGCCGGCGUUUUACGGAUUUCGAAGCAAUCCGUAAAGAGAUUCAGGCUGAAACUGACAGGGAGCUUGGAACGAACAAGGGGAUUUCUGAAAAGCAGAUUCGACUGAAAAUUUUUUCACCUAAUGUUUUGAACAUUACGCUUGUGGAUCUUCCUGGAAUUACCAAAGUACCUGUCGGUGAUCAACCCAAUGACAUUGAGGCCCGUGUUCGGACUAUGAUUCUAUCCUAUAUUAAGCAUGACACCUGCAUCAUCCUGGCUGUCUCUCCAGCAAAUGCGGAUCUGGCAAAUUCAGACGCUCUUCAAAUGGCGCGCAUCGCUGAUCCUGAUGGAUCUCGAACCAUUGGGGUUAUUACCAAAUUGGAUAUUAUGGAUAGAGGAACAGAUGCGCGGAAUUUUCUUCUAGGAAAUGUCAUUCCAUUACGACUUGGCUAUAUUGGGGUUGUAAACAGGAGCCAAGAGGAUGUUAUCGCAAACAAGAGCAUUCGAGAUGCUCUUGUCUUUGAAGAGAGCUUUUUCAGAAGUAAGCCUGUAUAUCAUAGUUUGGCUGACAGAUGUGGCAUUCCUCAGCUGGCGAUUAGGUUGAAUACGAUUUUAGUGCAGCACAUUAGAGCAAUACUUCCUGAUUUGAAAGCGCGCAUCAGCACUCAGAUGAUCAAUAUUCAAAAAGAGCUUGCUAGUUAUGGGGAGCUCACAGAAUCCAAGUCAGGGCAAGGGGCAUUGCUGCUGAACAUUCUCACAAAGUAUUCUCACGGCUUUCAAUCUGUUGUUGAUGGAAAGAAUGAAGAGAUGUCAACCACAGAGCUUUCUGGAGGAGCGCGCAUCCAUUAUGUUUUUCAAGCUAUUUUUGUGAGAAGUUUGGAGGAGGUAGAUCCAUGCGAUGGUUUGCACGAUAGUGAUAUACGAACAGCUAUACAAAAUGCAUCUGGGCCCAAAAACGUACUUUUCGUACCUGAGGUACCAUUUGAGGUGCUAGUGCGCCGACAGAUCGCUCGGUUACUGGAGCCUAGUUUACAGUGUGCUCGCUUCAUUUACGAUGAGCUUGUGAAGAUUUCACACAGGUGUGAAUCACAUGAGUUGCAACGGUUUCCACAUUUGCGAAAGCGCAUCGAGGAAGUGGUAGGAAGUUUUCUUCGUGAAGGUUUAUCCCCUGCAGAAACCAUGAUUGGUCAUCUGAUUGAAAUGGAGAUGGAUUACAUCAACACGUCGCAUCCUGGCUUUAUAGGUGGCAGCAAGGCCGUGGAGAUGGCUUUGAAUCAGCAACGGAGUGCUAAGGCAUUGGUUCUUAAGGAUUUGCAUGAUUUGGAGCGGCCUCCGUCCUUGCCAGAGAAGCAAGCCAAGGCACGUGCAAUCUUGGCUCGAACUAAUGCCGCAUCACUUGCUUCCAAUGAACAGGCUACACCAAGGCCUUCAACUGUGCCUCAAGAGAAGGCUACUACUCCCAGUAGUUCUACAUCUGGAAGUGCCUGGGGAAUAUCCUCCAUAUUUUCUAGCAGUGAAGCUCGUCAACCUGCGAAUGGCAGCAGUAAGGAGCACGCACCUGUUCGAAUCUAUUCUGAACUUGCACAAGGUUCAUUAGAACCUUCCUUUUCAGGCAUUCAGCUGCGUGAGCCACCAGCUACUCUUAGAGCGAGUGAUGCUCAAGGCGAGCAGGAGAGCGUGGAAAUUGCUGUCACUCGGCUGUUACUAAAGUCCUACUAUGAUAUUGUGCGGAAGAACAUUCAAGAUUUGGUGCCGAAAGCUAUCAUGCAUUUCUUGGUUAAUCACGUGAAAAGGGAACUGCAUAGUGUAUUUAUUCGAAAGUUGUACAGGGAGAAUCUGUUUGAAGAGGUGCUCCAAGAAAAGGAAGAGAUUGCAGUCAAGAGGAAGCGUUGUAAAGAAAUUUUACGAGUGUUACAGCAGGGUGCCUGGGAAUUGGACACCAAUUUUUAUUGACUCUUGGAGUCAAUACAACAAUUUUUCUUUAGGCUAAUUUUUUAAAGUAUUAAACGUAGCUUAGAAUUUGAUAUAUCAGAUUUUCUUUAACAAUUGUGUCUGAAUGACAUUAUCCAGAUCCAACUUAUUUGUAUCCUAUUUUAAAGUUCUGAUUGGGGUCUUCACCAAUCAGAAUGCUUUGUCAAAACCCAUGGCCACUAAAUUUUGAUUAGAACAUAUGAGAGCUUUUUAAAGCCUCAUGGUUUCAUUUUCAUGCA